CAGAGCGGCUGGCAGAGGCAGAGCCGCCGGCCAUGGGACAGCGGUGGCAGCCGCAGCGCCCCGCCGCCAGCCCCGAGCUGCCCGCCGCCCCGCCGCUCCUCCUCCUCAUCCUCAUCCUCCUCCUCCUCCUCGCUGCCGCCCUGCCUGCUGGACAAGGUGCACCAAUGCCAUCCCAAGCACUUGUAUCAGAUGAGGAUUUGCAGCUAUUGAAAGAGAUAGAUGAUGCAUGUUCUGCUUACCUGUCCACAGAUUCUCAGCCUCAGGUGCCCAGUACACUAGAAGAACUUUGUUUUUUGGUCAUGGGAUUUCUCCAGAAAGCACAGGGUUUAGAUGAGAAAGACAACACCAAAAGGUUCUUAUUUCAUUAUUCUAAGACUCAUGACUCGGGCAACUCAGACAUCAUGUCGUCUGUCCUGCAUCCCUUACUGCAACUCGUUCCCCAGCUUAAUGAGAGAAGAAUGAAGAGAUACAAAGUGGACGAAGAACUUCAAGGACCUGGAGUGAUUCAAAGCAGAGGCUACUUUUUCUACAGGCCACGUAAUGGAAGGAGAUCAGUGGAUUUUCGUUAAGGAGGCUUAUAGAUUCCUGACUUAGAACUAAACCUGCAGAAAUACUGAGUACAUGGACAUCCUGUUUUCCUUACAAUAAUUAUUUGUUAUUAAUGUACAAUUAGAAAUCACUUGAAUGUAAAUAUUCCUAAACCAGAUUCAGUUAAGAAGGUCUUUCCUAUCUCGAUUAUAUUAAAAGCAUAUUAAAAUUAUUUGUUUCCUAGUGUUAUGAUGUUUACAACCACAUGUAAUUCAACUGUAAGAGAGUCAGUGUUUGCAUGCAACAGACAUUGCCUCUAACAACCCUGUUAAGCAAAUUUUCCCUUCUAAAUAAAGGCCCUCAGCCAGACAGUUGUUUUAAUGAGAAUGUUUGCAAUCAAGACUACUAUGUUUUUUCCAGAAUACAUUGUGAUUUUUUGUGUGUUACAUUAUCUGAGAAAAAAAAAAAAGAUGAGAAUCCCUUUUCCCUUAAUAAAAGGAACCUGAACAAGUUGCAUGUUUUGAAGAAAUAUUAUUACUUUAAUUCAACUAAAAUAUAAAGGCAUCCUUUUUUAGUUAUUAAGAUCACUGAUGCACUAUGGUUCUCAUUUAGGAGAAGACUCAAUUGCAACUGGGAUCACAAUUCACUUGAAAACUCAAGUGCUUUUGAUGGAGACUGAAAGUAGUUUCUCUACUGAGAAACUCAAGUUAGCUCGACAAUCUUCCCAGCUUCUCCUACGAGUUUAUUUUCACAUCAAAAUUGUAUUAAAAUAUGUUGUUGAAAUUGUAAUUAUAUUGAAAGUAACUAAUCACUCAGAACUAGAUGAUCUUUAAGUCCCUCCCAACCUAAACCAUUCUGUGCUUCUAUGAUUCAGUUUAGAGGUGGGCUAAAGUUUUAAACAUUCUCUUGGUAGGUCAUGGUUUGAAUUGCCCUCAGCAUUACUGCUCUUGCUUCUGAACUUUUGAAUGAGCAAUGAAACUUCACAAGGUAGUUGAAAAAAUUACAGCCUCAGAGGAAGACAGAUUGAGAAAACCUUUUCCUCUUCUUGCCCACUUGUUUUUGUUCUGCAUUUCAAUAAUUAACACUUCUUAUUAAAAAAAUUGUUCAAUAUUUAUGGUUUAAUUUUAAUGAUUUUCACUUGAUUAUUUUAAGAAGGAUUCUAAAUUAAACAUACAGUGCAGAUAGUGACAAGCAGUAUGACAUCUAAGAUGUACAAAUAACUAACAUAAUUUCAUGAGGGAGCCAGUCAGUGUAAGGAAUAUUACCUUUCUGAAUUAUUGGUAGCAAUCCACUCCUGUAUUUCUGUAUUUUUUUCUUUUUCCCCCCUCUCUUACCCAGAGUUAUGGCAAAGUUAACUAAUUUCUGAAACAAAUACAUACUUUUCUUUAAUUAGUUUCACAUCUGCUUAUUACUUUUCAUAUAUUUAAAAUGUUUGGUGACUCUAGAGAACAAAAGGUGGACUUCUUUUAUUUGUUUAUUUGCUUAUUUUGGUUUGGGGUUUUUGUGUUUAUAGUGAAACCAUAUGAAUGAAUCUUGAAGAACUAAAGGAAGCUGAAGAUGGCUUUGAUGAGACUGAUAGGAAAG
Molecule: messenger RNA, 2112 nt
Organism: Oenanthe melanoleuca
Lineage: Eukaryota; Metazoa; Chordata; Aves; Passeriformes; Muscicapidae
Gene: NMU
Product: neuromedin U
Exons: 10
Coding region: 33-569 (178 amino acids)
Biological process (GO): regulation of smooth muscle contraction
Molecular function (GO): neuromedin U receptor binding
Source: RefSeq, a predicted model, not a curated record